AUGUUUCGUUGGUUAAUUCCAUUUCGACGUAAUUCGCGAGAUGCACUCAGAGAAUUAGAUUCACUACAGAAAUUAAGGAAGUACCCAAUACUUCUUGGUUGUUUAUCUUCCGGAAUUUUAUAUCAUAAUUACGUAUCUCAAAGUCGACCUAGUAGUAUCACCUUAAUUGAAAAUAAGCAUAUACAAAAGGCAACUGUACAUCCCAUUUUUGAAGACCUUAUCCUCUUAUUCAGUGAUGAUAAAAACUACGCGUCUAAUAAACCUCCUAAUGAAGCAAAAAUGGAUCGAUUAGUGAAGUUAAAUCAAGAAAUAGAGGAUGAAUUGCCACUUUUCUUUGAAAAAGGCUUUUUCGAUGAAGUCCCAAAAAAUUUACUUGAUCCUGAUACUGUUGUGUAUUAUCAGAGAAAAAAUGGUUCAGUCCAUCAACUAAAAGGAAGAUCAUGGAUUCGUACUCUAGUGGUAGCUAGUCGAGCCUAUUUUUCUGCACGUUCCUAUGAUCGUCGACUUGAACUAACCAGUAUCCUGUCUGAUACAGAGAAAUGGGAAGUUGAAGUUUGUUUUCGUAUAGUCCUUUUACCUGCUCCGUCUAAAGAAGAAUCUAGUCUACCGCCAGAGAAAUUAAUCGAAAGAUUAGAACAACGGGCUCAAUGGCAUAAUUUUAGAGCUACCUUUCAUUUGUCAGAUUCUGGUAAAAUCAAUGCUAUUAGACUUACUCAGAGUAAACGUAUUCACAAUUAUCAAGAAAGAUACAAUAUCAUUUCAUAUUUUGGCUAUUAUCGAUAA
Messenger RNA from Trichobilharzia szidati, 783 nucleotides. Lineage: Eukaryota; Metazoa; Platyhelminthes; Trematoda; Strigeidida; Schistosomatidae. The record is from the annotation of a GenBank genome assembly.